Molecule: messenger RNA, 2172 nt
Organism: Danio aesculapii
Lineage: Eukaryota; Metazoa; Chordata; Actinopteri; Cypriniformes; Danionidae
Gene: twsg1b
Product: twisted gastrulation BMP signaling modulator 1b
Exons: 5
Coding region: 48-800 (250 amino acids)
Biological process (GO): regulation of BMP signaling pathway
Source: RefSeq, a predicted model, not a curated record
CAGCAGCAUUAGUUCAGUCUGCUCCAGUUCAGUUCUGCUCAGAGCCGAUGAUCCUCGCGUGUUCAGAGCUCCUGAAAGACUCCAACAGCUCCAUUCUCCAAGGUCCGGUGGGUUCUGUUCGUGUCGUGAUGGGGUCUUCAUCCUCCUCAUCUUCAGUGGUUCUCCUCCUCCUCAUGCUGUCCUCUCUCUCCGUCGCUCUGGCCUGUAAUAAAGCUCUGUGCGCCAGUGACGUCAGCAAGUGUCUCAUUCAGGAGCUGUGUCAGUGUCGUCCAGCAGAUGGGAACUGCUCGUGCUGUAAGGAGUGUAUGUUGUGUCUGGGCUCUCUGUGGGAGGAGUGCUGCGACUGUGUGGGCAUGUGUAACCCGCGCAGCAUGAGUGAGUCUCCAGCGACGGGCAGAAGUACAGUGGAGGAUCUGUUCCAGCCCAUCCCGUCUCUGUUCCGCGCGCUGACGGAGGGCGACGCUCCCACACACACACUGGUGCUGACGCUGCCGCUAGCAGAAGAGCUGCAGUACCAACACAACCUGCACAACUACCUGGAGACGCUACACAACACACAGCACAACAACACAACAUCUGUGCCAGAGAACAGCAUCCACAGCAGCUACCACACGCAAGAUAAGCAGUGUACAGUGGUGUACUUUGACGAGUGUGUGUCCAUCCGCCAGUGUAAGCAGUACUGUGAGUCGAUGGGGGGCUCUAAGUACCGCUGGUUCCACAACGCCUGCUGUCAGUGUAUCGGGCCCGAGUGUGUGGACUACGGCAGCAAGAGCGUCCGCUGCCUCAACUGCCUCUACUGACACACACUUCCAAUCCGGUGUGUGUGUGUGUGUUUCUCCUGAACUGUGUGUGUCUUUAUGAAGACGCGCCGCUAGCUGCUGUAGGCAACAUGUAAAUAGCUCAAAUACUCAGCUGUGUGUUUUAGAAUGAAGUGUGUGUGUGUGCGCGUGCGUGCGUGCGUGUGUGUGUGUGUUAGAGCAUGUGAGCGCAUGAGCUUGUGUCUGUGUCAGUACUGAUGGACUGCUCUGUAGUUGUGUGCAUCUCAGUUCUGAUUGGCUCUGCUGCAGGCGUGUGUGUGUGUGUGUGUGUGUGUGUGUGUGUGUGUGUGUGUGUGUGUGUGUGUGUGUGUUCACAGGUGUCCCAGUUUCAGCACAAAGAGCUCAUUUAUGUCCAUCAGCACAGACUGUAGCUCAUCAGCACACACACACACACACGCACACACACACUCUGUCUGCUCAUCUUCUCUGAGUGAGUGUGUUUUAACACACACAGCUCUGCUUUCUGAUUCAGUGUUGAACAGACUCACAGGUUUGGAGGAUGAAGAGAUGACAGCGCUGACCUGUCUUUAGUGAUGAUGAUGAUGAUGGUGGUUUACUGAACUAGCUGAUGAAGAUCUUCCUGUAAAUAAUCCCUCACAUUAAACUCUUCUCCAGCUUGAUCUUCCACACAAGAGUGCAUCGUCGUGUUUUCAUUAGUGUCGGCUCAGAGAUCAUCAUCAUCAGUUCACAGUGUAUAAAGAGUGUGUAGAACUCCUGGCCUUCAUAUUUGACUACACAAUCAUUUCCUCACGCACGCACGCACACACACACACACACACAGAGAGUGUGGUAUCAGUCAUUCUUCAGAGCAGCUUUAGACUGUUAGAUGAUGUCCAUCAUUGAUCAUCUCUUACUCUGUUAUCACUGCAGUACAGCUCUGAGGAAGUGUGUGUGUGUUUCACUGGAUGAUGAUGAUGAUGAUCUGAGCUCAGAGUUUCACCUCUCUCAUUAGUUUUACAACACUUGAUGUAUUUCUCAGCAGUCAGUCAUCAGUGUAGAUCACAGCAGCAGUUUCUCUUUCCUCCAACACACUGCCCAUGCUCCUGGACGUGCAUCAUCUGCUCUUAUGACUGGAGUCAUUAUAAAUGUUGAACUGAUCUAAAUCUGUCAGGAUCAUUUUAUAAACAGUUUUUAAUCUUUACUUUUCUUGAAAAUGUUGUCUAAACUGAGCAGUUUAAUGACUGAUUUACAGAGCUCUGUGUGUGUGUGUGUGUGUGUAGGUUCAGUUCCAGUGUGUACUGCAGUAUUGUUCAGUUGUGCUCAGCUCUACACACAGGAAGUGUAUGUAUGUUGUAAAUAAGUGUGUGUUUAUUCUGCAUAAUGCUGCUGUCAAUAAAUUAGACCAGUAAACAUG